Molecule: messenger RNA, 1013 nt
Organism: Plectropomus leopardus (leopard coralgrouper)
Lineage: Eukaryota; Metazoa; Chordata; Actinopteri; Perciformes; Serranidae
Source: RefSeq, a predicted model, not a curated record
GAUUACUACUCUUCCUUUAAGACAAGCAUUCUUUUCGCCGUUUGACUGUGAAAUAUUCAGCUUCUGAUAGUGACAGAGAUUUUAUUUUGGAGUCUCUGACCGGAAACGCGGUGUCUUUCUCCCGCCUUGCCGCAGAGUGUUUCGCGGAGGCUCUCUCGGUGUACCGUCUUUCUUCUUCAUGUCUUUUUCAUUCCUCCUGAGCUCGUCCACCGGCUCCCUCCAUCAUGGCGGCCGCUGCCCGCCUCUUUCACGCCGUCACGCUCGCGUUGCUGACUUGUUUUCCCGCCGUGGUAUUCUUGCGCAGAGACGUGCUCGAGCUCGGUGACGCGGACUUCGACUACCUGGCAACCGAGCACGAGACCAUGCUGGUGAAAUUCUACGCUCCAUGGUGUGGACACUGUAAGAAACUGGCUCCAGAGUUCGAGAAAGCAGCGAGCCGACUAAAGGGAACCGUCCAGCUCGCCAAGGUGGACUGUACAGCUAACUCAGAGACAUGUGAACGUUUCGGAGUGUCAGGUUACCCCACACUGAAGAUCUUCAGGAACGGACGAGACUCCGCCCCCUACGACGGACCUCGCAGUGCAGAUGGGAUCUAUGACUACAUGAAGAAGCAGACGGGUCCGGAUUCGGCCCUCCUGCAGACCGACGAAGACCUGCAGACCUUCAUCAAGCACUACGACGCCAGCAUUGUAGGUACGAUAUGAUGUCACACGUCACAUGACUUCAGACGCUGUCAGGCGGCGAGCGGCGCUUUUUCAACCACACUGCGUCAUUACUUUACCUCACACCACAUUAUCUUACCAAGCAUUACAGAAAAACUACGUGCCAGAACUCUUAGCGUAAUUUCACCUUAUAGUACAUUAUUGUACGCAACUCUGUGUAAUUUUAUCCUAUAGUACAUUAUCGUACGCAACUCUGUGUAAUUUUAUCCUAUAGUACAUUAUCGUACGCAACUCUGUGUAAUUUUGCAUCACCUUACUUUAUUUAACGUUACAGUACUUUAUCUUUAUUAU